Messenger RNA from Schistosoma spindalis, 1700 nucleotides. Lineage: Eukaryota; Metazoa; Platyhelminthes; Trematoda; Strigeidida; Schistosomatidae. The record is from the annotation of a GenBank genome assembly.
AUGAAACCAUUGAUUGGCGGUAUAAUUAGAGUGGGAUCGGAUUUUGGUUUUAUCGUUGCUCUGAUAGUCACCAAUACUGUUCUGCAGAAUAUUGAUCCAUACAAAAGAGGAUACUUUAUUCAAGAUGAAUCAAUCAAAAAACCAUUUAAGCAGAACACUAUCUCAAGUACUGUCCUUUAUGUGGUUUCCUCACUACUAAUAUUGAUUACGAUAGUUGUGGGUGAAGUAAUUGUUAGUGCGAAAUCUUUAAGAAAAACUCAUCAUAGAUUACCGGUGGUUUUGUAUCCAAUCUAUGAUUCCCUCAUUGUUGCUUGUUUUGGAUACUUUGCUACUAUUGGUCUUACGGAUGUAGGUAAAGUUUCACUCGGUCGUCUCCGUCCAAAUUUUCUUGAUGCAUGCAAACCUUCUGACCUUCAAACUACGAUCUUGGGUUUUGUUGGUAAUUUUACUUGUUCAUCAGACAAAUCAAGUGGCCUGAGAAAAUCUUUCCCAUCUGGACAUACCUCAAUUGCAAUAUAUACCGCUAUAUUUCUAUGUCUUUAUCUUCAACUGAGAUUUUCACAUUCUCGCAUUUAUCCAGGUGUAAGAACAUGCUUUCAAAUGAUCUAUAUUGCUCUUGGAUUAGUUGUUGGAUAUUCACGUAUUAUCGAUAAUAAACAUCAUUGGUCUGAUGUACUUGGUGGUGGACUAUUAGGAUUUUUUGUAGCAUUAAGUACUCUAUAUUACCUACCAUAUGUUGGAGACACUGGAAAUUCUCUGCCUACUUAUAGAGAUGAUCAAGUGACAUCUCAUUAUGAUUAGUACAAUUUUACAAUCACUCAAGUGAAUUUACAUAGUAUAAGGAAAGUGUUCCUCCAAAGAAAUCGUUCAAAAAGACGUAACUUGGAAAGAAACGGAACAGAUGUUAAUUAAAAAUUCAAAGGAAUUCGAAAAAUGAAUUUAUUAUCAAUUAUGACCUCUAUGUAUAUCUUAAAUCAUUGGAUUCCGUCAUAUCAAGACUAUUGACUUACUUACGCCUGUUACUUCCAAUGGACCAUAGGCCACUGACCAGCAUUCCCCAACCCACUCUGUCCUUGGCCUUCAUUUCUAGUCCUAUCCAAUUUUUGUUCAUUCUUUCCAUAUCUGUCUCCAUUUCUUGACGUAAUGUGUUCUUUGAUCUUUCUCUUCUCCUUUGGCCUUGAGGAUUCCAUGUGAGGGCUUGCCUUGUGACGCAUUUGUGUGCUUUCCUCAAUGUGUGUACUAUCCAUUCUGCCUAAAGCCCUUCUGGGGCUACUGCCGGUCCCAAGCCCGGAUUAUUGGAGGAGGGUUGGGCAUGUGGUUAGCCACCCCAUUCUGUAGAAAACUACCCCCCCCCAAACGCUAACCAUAAAAAAAAAUUAUUCAAACCAAGACUAUAUGAACUCUUAAAAGUUCAUAAGAAUAAUAUCCCCUCUACAUCCUAUACUUGAUAUAAACAACUUUUCCAUAUCAUCUGAUUACUAAAUGAUUAUCUAAUAUUUUACAACACAUUAAAAAUCAUAUCGUUAAUCAGGACUUAAUGUUAUGUCAUCUAGAUAAGAGUUCAGGAAUUGUCUUUGACUUGGAUCGUCUUGACUAUAUUACCUUUUAAUUGCUUUACUUAAAGACAUUGUUAUCUUUAAUCCCUUUUUUUUGUUUUUAGUAAUAGGCUUAUUUGUAUUACUAUUAUUAUUAUUAUUAUU